Lathyrus sativus (Indian pea) is the source of this 828-nucleotide messenger RNA. The record is from the annotation of a GenBank genome assembly. Lineage: Eukaryota; Viridiplantae; Streptophyta; Magnoliopsida; Fabales; Fabaceae.
AUGGAAAACCCAAUAAUCGAUUAUCGCCAAUUCUUCAUCGAAGACACCGACUUCUACAAUCGCAUUGUUCUCGGGUUCUUCUUGCCUAACAACUUCUGGGUCCCACUUCCUCGCUUCUGUCAAACAUGGCUUCGUAAUUACAUUGGCGGGGUUCUUCUUUACUUCAUCUCUGGUUUCUUAUGGUGCUUCGUUAUUUACGUUUGGAAACGCAACGUUUUUCUCCCAAAAGAUGCGAUUCCGUCACGUAAAGCAAUGCUCUUGCAAAUAUCGGUUGCCAUGAAAGCCAUGCCCUGGUACUGUUUGCUUCCGACUGUUUCAGAGUACGUGACGGAAAUAGGGUGGACAAAGUCCUUUCCUAGAAUAGAUAAUGUUAGUUGGUUUGAAUACAUUGGUUAUCUAGCAAUUUACAUGGUUAUUGUAGAGUUUGGUAUUUAUUGGGUGCACAAAGAGCUGCAUGACAUAAAACCACUUUACAAAUAUCUUCACGCGACGCAUCACAUCUACAAUAAACAGAAUACUCUCUCCCCAUUUGCCGGUUUGGCUUUUCAUCCCCUUGAUGGAAUACUUCAAGCAUUACCACACAGUCUUGCUUUGUUUAUUGUUCCAGUCCAUUUCAUCGCACAUUUAGUGCUCUUAUUCAUCGAAGCUGUUUGGACUGCAAAUAUUCAUGACUGCAUACAUGGAAAAUUGUGGCCUAUUAUGGGAGCUGGUUACCACACCAUUCAUCACACGACGUACCGGCAUAACUACGGUCAUUACACCAUAUGGAUGGAUUGGAUGUUUGGCACUCUUCGCGACCCCGAGGACGAGCAAGGCAAAGCAAUGUGA